CUGGGUGCCGGAAAAGAAAUAAAAGGAAAAUUGUCGUCCACCGAGGGCACGGAACAGCGCUGGGCGGGAACGUUUUCAUCCUUUUUCAAACUCUCACUCAUCUCAAUCUCCGCGAUGCUUCUCCAGAAGGGCUGAGGAAUCAAGCUCCACAACAAUGGAAUCUCUCCUGGAAAUUUUGUCGAAUACCUAGGGUUCGAUCGAAUCCAGGUGGCCUCAUCGCCGCUACCACUUUCUGUGCUCGGCCCUUUCCCGGUUCCAGAAAUGCGGAGGACUUGUUUGAAGUUCGAGAGUCCGAUCCAAGACGCGGUUUCCAGGCUCAGAUUCGCUCCUAAAUCAAACAAUCUCCUCAUCUCGUCCUGGGAUUCCAGCCUUCGACUGUACGACGUGGAUAGCUUGACGCUUAGGGUGGAGGCUCGUUGUGAAGCUGCACUUUGUGACUGUUGUUUCCAGGACGAGUCUAUUGCUUUUACCGCCGGUUCUGAUUGUUGCAUAAGAAGGUAUGAUUUGGAUUCACAAAUUCAUGAUGUCAUAGGAAAUCAUGAUGAUGUAGUUAGCUGUGUUGAAUAUUCUGAUGAAACACGUCAACUAGUCUCUGCUGGUUGGGAUAAAAAGAUAAUUUUUUGGGAUGCACGCUCAACCAAAUGUCUAGGAUGCCUGAACACUCCAGGGGCAGAAGUGGAAUCCAUGGCCCUCUCUGGGAUUAAGUUGAUGAUUGCUGUUGGGUCCUCUGUAGAGUUAUAUGACUUGCGUAACUUUAACAAAUCAGUUUAUGUGAAGGGAUUAUGUCCGGGCAUUCAAAUAAGAUGUGUGCGGCCAAUUUUUCAUUCUGAAGGCUUUGUGGCCGGAUCAGUUGAUGGGCGGGUAGCUGUGGAGUAUCUUAAUUCUAAUGAUGCUGGAUAUAUUUUCUGGUGUCAUCCAAAAUCAAAGGAUGGAACACAUCAUGUUGUACCAGUUAAUGACAUUGCAUUUAAUCCACUCAUCUUCAAUGCUUUUGUCACUGGCAACAACAUGGGUUAUGUUGCCAUAUGGGAUGCCCAAACCAAGAGGAGACUACUGCAGAUGCCUAGGUACUCCAACAAGGUGGCAUCCUUAUCAUAUAACCAUGAUGGACAACUUCUGGCUGUUGCAUCAAGCCACACAUACCGUGAAGCAAAUGAAAUAGAGGAGUCUCCUCAAAUAUGCUUGCAUGAAAUGGAUGAGUUCUCCAUUGGAUCCGCUGGAAGUCCAAAUUGAAUGACGGAGUAGAAGAAGAUGCUAUCUGAAAGAAGGUGAUGGCUUUCGUCUUUGGAUUUUGCCUUUUUUUAAAUUUUAACCAUUUGAUUUCCAUGAAUUUGCUGGAUGGUUUUCCUGGUCAACCUAUUAACAAACGACUUACCUGUCUCAGUAUUACCAACCAGAGGGUAUUACGGUGCAGCAUUUGGUCAAAAUGCAUAUCUCUGACUCCAAGCACAAUCUCUCAAGUAUUGAAGUCUAAUCAUUUCAUAUUAUUUUCUUUCGAUCUUCUAAUUAUUGGUAGGCCAAGUUAAUUUACCUGUCUCAGUAUUCCCAACACAGACUUUGUUCCCUGAAAUUAAAAAUCUGGAUUCGGGCGAACAGAUCUUAACUACUGUCUGAUCACCCUCCCAAGGGUAGAGAUUCCAUUCUGUUGUAGCCUUUCUGGCAGAAUGCAAGGGAGUCUCUUCAUGGGGAAUUGUUGUAUUGUUACUAUCAUGGGGGACCAAGAAAUCCUAAAGAGAUAGAAGGCACGAAAUGCAGCCGAGAGGAAUGAAUAUAUAUUUGGCAUUGUUGUAGGGUAUUCUUAUUUUAAUUGGUUUUUCUUAUGCAAAAUGUCAUGUAACAGUCGGAGUUCUGUUGCCUCUUGUCUUAAGCAUUGAUUGGAUUUUGCUUUUACUAGUUUGUAAAAUUUUCCUUUUGUUUGAGCACAUUGGAAGUGGUGUUUUAUCUAUGCCAUAGAUGUGCAGUU
Molecule: messenger RNA, 1963 nt
Organism: Diospyros lotus (date-plum)
Lineage: Eukaryota; Viridiplantae; Streptophyta; Magnoliopsida; Ericales; Ebenaceae
Product: mitotic checkpoint protein BUB3.3
Exons: 9
Coding region: 262-1233 (323 amino acids)
Biological process (GO): mitotic spindle assembly checkpoint signaling
Cellular component (GO): mitotic checkpoint complex; kinetochore; phragmoplast
Molecular function (GO): ubiquitin binding
Source: RefSeq, a predicted model, not a curated record